Messenger RNA from Styela clava, 2254 nucleotides. RefSeq names its product histone acetyltransferase KAT5-like. Gene Ontology annotation, biological process: regulation of DNA-templated transcription; double-strand break repair via homologous recombination. Gene Ontology annotation, cellular component: NuA4 histone acetyltransferase complex. Gene Ontology annotation, molecular function: histone H4K16 acetyltransferase activity. Lineage: Eukaryota; Metazoa; Chordata; Ascidiacea; Stolidobranchia; Styelidae. The record is from RefSeq and is a predicted model, not a curated record.
AGGUUGAACCACAUCCUAUCAGAGUCGUUUAGGAUAAUUAUUUUCGCUGUGAAUGUGGUAUUGAAAGACGAAUAACUCAUGAUCCUGUUUUAGACGAGUUAUUCAUAUGGAGGACCUAAGUACAAACGUUAUAAAGUGUUGUUUUCCAAAAGACGUUCCGGAAAUGUAAUACGGUGGGUUAGUUGAGUUCGCGCUUACAGCACCGGUAGGAUUUGUACAAUUCUUAUAUUUUCCAUUUAUAUUUGUUUUGGUUGACGAAUCAAAAAAUUUCCUCUCUCUCUCUCUCUUUUGUUUUGUAAAUCUUACCCGAUAAUGCCGAAUUAUCCAUGUCGAGGUAUUCACGUGACAGCGAUAUAUAAAGUGGUGUUUUCCCGAAGCAGUUUCAUAAUAACUGCAUCGCUGGUCGCACCGGUUAAAAACAAGUAGCCUAGUGCGAUAUUGGAACGGCGUCGUACGGAAUAUGUCACAAGGAAUGAAGGCUGGUGUUAUCGAAGGCUGUCGAAUGCCUGUUCAGAGAGACCUGGAGGGUCAAUUUGAGUGGCAUCUGGCAGAAGUUCUCAGUAUUCGAGAUGUUAACAACAAAUUUGAAUAUUAUGUUCACUAUAUUGACUUUAAUAAAAGAUUGGAUGAGUGGGUUGCUGCAGAACGACUUGACAUGUCAAAGAUUCAAUUUCCAAAGAAAGAUACAAAAAUAGGAACCAAAAGAAGCAGUGACUCUGUCCAUAAUAGUCCUGAUAGGGAAAUUGUUGUUCAAAAUGGAACUGCGCAUCCUUCAAAAGUUACGGCAGCAAUUAAAAAGAUGCCAAAGAUAGGAAGAAAGAGAAAAGGACCUGAAAUGGGACCAGAAGAGGAAUCGCAAGAUUCAUCAGACAAUGCUCCAAGACAGACCGGGAGUAUGACAGUUCAUGUAAAAGAAGAUAAAAUAAGUCGAAUCAAAAAUAUCCAUUCCAUAGAGGUUGGUAAAUACAGAUUGAAACCUUGGUAUUUUUCACCUUAUCCUGUUGAAUUAACUACAUAUCCUGUUGUAUUCCUCUGUGAAUGGUGUUUGAAAUAUGUUAAAAGUUUGACGUGUCUUCAGAGACAUUUGACAAAAUGUCAGUUGAAAUAUCCACCAGGAAAUGAAAUUUACAGAAAAAGCAAUAUAUCAUUUUUUGAGAUUGAUGGGCGAAAAAACAAAUCCUACGCUCAAAAUUUGUGUCUUCUUGCGAAAUGUUUUCUUGAUCACAAAACACUGUAUUAUGAUACAGAUCCGUUUCUAUUUUACGUUAUGACGGAAUAUGACAGUAAAGGAUGUCACUUGGUAGGAUAUUUCUCUAAGGAAAAAGAGUCGACAGAAGAUUACAAUGUGGCUUGCAUUUUAACAUUACCACCACACCAGCGAAAGGGAUUUGGAAAGCUUCUGAUUGAAUUUAGUUAUGCACUUUCGAAAAUUGAAGGGAAAACAGGAACACCUGAAAAACCUUUGUCAGAUUUGGGAUUGUUAUCAUAUCGUUCUUAUUGGACCAAUGCUAUACUUGAUAUUGUUGUUAACAUGAAGCCUGAAAAUGGACAAGAUAGACCACAGAUAACAAUCAAUGAGAUUUGCGAGAAAACAAGUAUCAAGAAAGAAGAUGUUAUAUCAACACUUCAACAUUUAAAUUUGAUCAAUUAUUACAAAGGACAAUAUAUCAUAACUUUGUCAGAUGAAGUUAUCGAUGGCCAUAAGAGGGCAAUGACAAAACGUAAAAUGAGAAUUGAUCCCAAAUGUCUACAGUGGACACCUAAAGAUUGGAGUAAAAGAGGAAAGUGGUGAAUAAUGGAUCAUGAUCUGUCACAACUUGAUGUAAGAUUCACGAUGAUCUGUAGGAGAUGCCUUGCCAAAAGAUCAUUUUGUCUUGCUUUAUAAUGAUGACUAAAAGUGCACAUUUUACAGCACAAUUUUCGUUCUAAUUCUUUCUCAUAAACUAAUCAACAUUAUUCGUUUAAGUUUGCUUUUUCAAAAAUUUCAUUUUCAUGUAUGUGUUCUUCUACCCAUUUUUACUAAAUUAACGACCAGCUUGUGAUAUUACCUAGAUUCCGCAAACACAUGAAGCGAUAUCGUCCCAAUCUGUCAGCAACCUAAGCUAAACGUAAACGGAUAUGUGUAUUCAGGAUAUUAUAACAAACCCAUCGGCAACAUAGAAGCAUACAGACAAAUUGAAAAUGGGUUCCUAGAAGUUUCCCCUCUGUGGUUGGUUAACCGAUCACUAAUAAAAUAUAAUCACCUUAAACAGAA